AUGGCAGUUCAAUGCAGCAAUCCAUGGCCUUUUCGUUUUGGAUCAAGCAAACAUGAGAUAUACUCGAGGUCAUUAUAUACUGCACCUACCACUUUCUCCACAAAGGAGCACUAUCACAUUUCAUUUGAUUAUUCACUACCAACACCUCAUUGCCGUACUUCCUGUUGGCGAUUUAUGCAUUUAUUCUAUCCUUUUAUAAGAUAUUUGCUUAUUGCUGUAUGCUUUAUUACUAUCGAUGCAUCACUUUAUCCACCCGUUAUCAUUGGAAAUAAAGAUUUUCAAGAAUACAAAGGUCAACCAUAUACUGAGAAAAAAGAUGGCGAAACAUUGGAAUUGAACUGCUCAACAACGGAAGCCGUUAAAUGGAUAUUGCCUGAUAACAUUUUCCAUACCAACUUCGAUCCUAAGGAGCGAACAGGUAGAGUCAUAGAGAGCAGCUUUGAUAUUGGAUUUCGGAGUUUACGAAUAGAGCAGCUGAAAAGCUCGGACACGGGUGAAUAUGUUUGUGUUGCAGAGCAUUCCGGAUUUAGUUCCUCCGUAUAUGUAUAUGUAUCCAGUAACAAAAAUGGAAAGUCAGUUAGAACAGGGUCGUUCUUGAAUUCUGGUCCCUUAAUUAUUUCUAAAGAACUUCGAGGACUUAAUGUGAUCUUGCCAUGCAGAACAGAUAAAUUCAUUGAAAGCGGUGUGGAGUUGUUCAUUAAUCAUAUAAAGCAGACCGGAGAAAUUCAGUUUGAUCCGAGGAUCGGAUUCAUUGUGGAUCGAGGGCUUCUUAACGAUCGUGCGGAGGUGCCGGUUCGUUGUGAAUAUUUGGGCCAUACUUCAGAAAUGAUAAUAGUACCGAUAAAAAAUGAUAAAGAAAUGGAAUACUCGCCAGUUAUUGAGGUGUCGAAUACAUGGCCUUACGUUAGCCAGGAAUUAAAUAUGAACUGUACCUUUCAUACAAGAGAUGGAUUUAGAUAUAUGCUGACCUGGAAAUGCCCUCAGUGUGAAAAUGAGACGGUAUGCUGCUUUUACAAAUCAUUGUUCUCUGCUGCAAUUUAUAAGGAUCGCGUCGUUUCAAAUCGUUAUAUGAAAAUUGGAGAUGGUAUCAAGAAACUGUUGUUUAUUAGAGAUUUGCAUGAGAGCGAUUCUGGAAAUUAUGAGUGCAUAGUGACAAAUAGGGAUGAUGGUCAUGAUGUUCGUCGAAGUACGCAUCGGUUGCAAGUGUCACCCACAAGAGGACAACUGAAAGUGAUAGAUUUCUCGGAAAAUAUUGAUUCUGAAGAGGGUAAAACUGUGAGGUUGUUUCAUAUAGCAAGAGCAUUUCCAAGCGAUGAAUAUAGUUCUGAGUGGCGAAAGUAUUCGAAAACGAUAUCAUCUGGAGAAGAAUUCAUGGAGAUAAUCAAAAAAGAUAUAAGAAGUGAAGUGAAUGCAGAUCUUCAUGAAGAUGAAUUAUCAAUCAUUAAUGCUACUGUUGAUGAUUCUGCGAUUUAUCAGUUAGUGAUAAGAGUGUCGCAGGAUUAUAUUUACCGGAAAAAUUGGACAUUAUCCAUUCGUCCCAUCGAUAUCCAACCACACAUUACUAUACAUGAUCAGUUCGGCCAACUUCUGGUAUCUGAUGUGUUAAUCGAUUCGAAAAUAAUUGUUACGUGCUUAGUGAAAGAUACAAGAUCUCGCAAAUUACGUCUGUUAUACGUAACAAGAGGCGGUGAGUGGGAACAACCUGAUGAUAGCAAAGAAUUAUCCGGUUUCACUUUCGAAUCUGCUAUAAAAUGGAUAACAUAUGCGAAGGAGCAUAUGCGAAUACGUUGUGAAGAUGAUGAAACCAAUAAGGUGGAUGAAAAGAAUUUGGUCGUCUCCGAAGUGGAGACAAUUAACGCAUCUUUUAUUGCCAAAAAGCCGAUUGAUUUACUCAAUGAAGACAACAAUAUCUAUGAAAAAGAUCAUCUCGAGCUGAUUUGCAUACUGCCACUAAACGAUGAUUUUGAUGUUGUUUGGAUGCGAGAUGAUGUUCAGUUGGCAUAUCCUGAACGGCAUGUCACUAUAUACUCUCAGAAAUUCAUAACGACACUGGAUGACAUUAGUUCGAACGAGUCGGGGAAUUAUGAAUGUAUUGCUAAAUCGAAAAAUACACAUAUUUAUCGCAGUUACACAUUGCACAUCAAAAUAAACGUAGUAGUCGCUCCGCACAUUGUCGGAACUGAAGAAGAAUAUGAGCAUUUGGCGAAAUAUGGAGAAAAGGCAGAACUUGUAUGUCCUAUUGAAGGAGAGCCAGAACCACUUUACAGAUGGCUUAAAAAUGGUAUUGAGUACAAUGGCUACGGCAGUUUGACGAAGAAAAUUGAUUUUCCUCGAGUUUUGGUUGAAGAUAAAGCAACUUACACAUGUGUUGCAAAAAAUCGCGCUGGUUCACAACAGGUUUCUAUUAGACUUGAGGCAAGUUCGAUGAGGAUGUUCUUAAGUUUUGCUUUGUUAUCUUUAGUCGAUGAGCCUGCGUAUAUUCGGUCAUCAAAAUAUUGGUGGACUCUUGGUUUUGCAACGGUUAGUGUAUUGGUCUUGCUCCUUAUGGCGCUUCUUUUCCUAUUGAAACAACGUUGUAAAAGUAAGCGACAGGAGGAACGACUGCGUGCACUAUAUAAUCAGUUGAUGAGGGAGUCAAAUGGAGAAUAUCAUGAUGGAUCGAUUGGUCUCAAGCAACCACUACAUGAGCGAGUUGAACAGUUACCCUAUGACCGCAGAUAUGAAAUUAACAAAGACAAACUUUUUUUUAAGCAGUCACUUGGCGGAGGACAUUUCGGACAAGUGUAUCUAGGUGAGCUGAGCAAACCUCGAGUCAGUGAUUCGUUAGCUGUGUCAGAUGUACUAAAAGUAGCUAUCAAAGCUCCACGUGAUGGACGUAAUGUGCAUCAUCAAAAGGCACUUGCUGAUGAAUUGAAAAUAAUGAUCGCUAUUGGUGUUCAUCCGAAUGUUCUGUGUUUAAUUGGCGCAGUGACAAAACAAAUGUCCAGUGGGCAACUCUAUAUGAUCAUGGAAUAUUGCGAGAAUGACAAUUUGAAAGAUUAUUUGUCAAAAAACAGUGCAGGUUUUCUGAAUGAAGUUGAAAUAAGUAGAGAACCGUUGAGCAGCGAUGGAUACUUGUCACCAACACGGAACGCACAACAUAAACCCCAAAUAUAUUUGGCGGAACUAAAGCUCCAAUGGGCCAUUGAAGUAGAUGAAGAACGAAUGGCUGAUAAAAUGAUUACCACGAGUGAUCUGAUAUCAUUUGGAUACCAAGUCGCCAAUGGAAUGGAAUACUUGUCUAGUAAAACGUGUAUUCAUCGAGAUAUUGCUGCUCGAAAUAUCUUGGUAACAAAGAAACGAGCUAUACGUAUAGCAGAUUUUGGUUUAGCACGUAAGGAUUCUACAGUUUAUCAUAUACGAAGCAGCCAAAGUGUACCGUUACCUCUCAAGUGGAUGGCAUUAGAAUCAAUUUUAUAUCACAAUUUCACUGAACAAUCCGAUGUUUGGUCCUAUGGUGUACUGCUGUGGGAAAUAUUUUCUCUUGGUAAAGUUCCAUAUCCACAAAUUGACAAUAAUGAUCUUCUAAGUUAUUUGCUAGAAGAAAAUCGCAUGGAACAACCCAAACUUGCUCCAGAUGACAUAUAUAACCUGAUGAGACAGUGUUGGCUUUCGGAUCCUAGUAACCGGCCUAUGUUCUCCGAAUGUAAAGUUUUAAUGAAAACGCAUCUUUCACGUGCUUCUCCACCGCUGAGUACAAGGCUUGACAAAAUCUUGGAAGAAGACCAAAUUAUGAUGGAAAAGUACAGCGAAUGGCGUGAUUCAGAGGAGAUUGAACAAGAUCUUAGGAGCCAAGCUACUCGAAAUGGGUUUAUUGCUAUUCCAACGCAAGAACCGCAAACAAAUUCCAAUAUAUAUAUGAUAUGUUUGUUUAUGCGGUAG
This is a messenger RNA of Brugia malayi, 3921 nucleotides long. RefSeq lists its product as uncharacterized. Gene Ontology annotation, molecular function: ATP binding; transmembrane receptor protein tyrosine kinase activity. Gene Ontology annotation, cellular component: signaling receptor complex. NCBI's taxonomy places the organism in Eukaryota, Metazoa, Nematoda, Chromadorea, Rhabditida, Onchocercidae. Bases 1 to 3921 code for a protein of 1306 amino acids. Gene Ontology annotation, biological process: cell surface receptor protein tyrosine kinase signaling pathway; positive regulation of kinase activity; multicellular organism development. The record is from RefSeq and is a predicted model, not a curated record. The transcript is spliced from 20 exons.